Pelobates cultripes (western spadefoot toad) is the source of this 41217-nucleotide messenger RNA. NCBI's taxonomy places the organism in Eukaryota, Metazoa, Chordata, Amphibia, Anura, Pelobatidae. The record is from the annotation of a GenBank genome assembly.
UUUUAAGUGACAUCAACAAAAUUAACAACGCUAUUGCUGAUCAGGUUGCAAUCUUCAUUGAGAGGAUUUCUACAUUUGUCUUUGGAUUUUUAAUCGGCUUUCUUGGAAACUGGAAAUUAACCCUUGUCAUUGUUGCAGUCAGCCCUCUUAUUGGUUUAGGAGCAGGAUUAAUGGCACUGGUAAUUAUUACUACCCAUUUUUAAUAUUUAACUACUUAACUUGAUGGUAGUCAUGUAUGUUGCAUACAUCAAACCUACUACUUAACUACAGCCUGUCUUUAGAUCAGUAGUGUCAUCUGUAAUCCGUACCUAUAUGAUAUUACGCAAGGUAAACUCUAUUUCACCUGACCCUUGCCUAUAAUAACUUAUUUUAUGAUUAAACUCUGCAUGCCUAUAUUAUAUCUUAUCUCCAACAUAAAUAUUUUGGGAUCCAUUACAUUAUUUUGUGAAAAAACAGAUUACUUUACCCUACCGAUUAGUUUAUUCACAAAAACAUAAAGGCUUAGAAUAAUCUGUAGCCAAAGAGUCACAAAAAUUGCUCUAAUUUAUGACAAGAGGUACAGCCUCUUCUAAAGGAACACUCCAGGCAGCAUAUAAUUAAGCAACAAGACUGCCUAUGCAUGAUCUAUACACCAAAACUGCUCAAUUUAGCAAAAGUUUAUUUUGUGCUCAGAGUAGCCUUUCAUUUGUAUUGAAAAAAAAAAUACUAUUCACUAUUGCCUAUAUUUUGAAGACUGGAGGUACAAAAUAUAAAAAAUAGGGAUGACAACUUGAUUGUAUAUUUUGCUGAUUCCCCUAAGUGUCUUCCUACACCAGGGGUAAGAAACCCUCGGCACUCCAGAUGUUGUGGACUACAUCCCCCAUAAUGCUCUUACACCCAUAAUGCUGGCAAAGCAUCAUGGGAGGUGUAAUCCAAAACAUAUGGAGUGCCGAAGGUUCCCUAUGCCUGUCCUACACAAUGAAGUUAGAAAGAACAUUUAUGUCUUGGGGUACAGUCAGACAAACAUGCCAAAAGGGCUGUAGGCAGUAAGGCUAUGGAAAUUUCACCUUGUGCUUACACUUACUUCAAAGUGAGAAACUUAACGAUAGGCAUCUUUCAUACUGUUUUCCAUGUGAUCUAGGAUCUAGCCUUGGUUGAACUGAAUGUUUUAUGGAACGCUGUUUGUUAGGUUUGUAGGAGACCAUCGAGAGGAUAUUAUUCUUGUCUUCUGGGGACAAUACAAUGUUAUGUAGAAGAAUUUGCUAUUUCUUGGCAACCAGUAUCUCACAUUCCUUUCUUUUCACUCAUACAUUUUACCAAGAAUAAGUGUGAUUCAUUAGUAUACCCAAAAUAUUCAAUUAAGACCUACCUACAGGUGUCAAAGGUUUAAUAUUUCUGCUCCUCUUCAUUCGACCUUUCUUUUUUUAAUCUCCUUAAUGUUUCUGAUUUUCUAGGCUGUGGCAAGACUGACAGGCAGAGAGUUAAAGGCAUAUGCCAAAGCCGGUGCAGUGGCUGAUGAAGUCCUAUCUUCCAUUCGAACUGUGGCUGCUUUUGGUGGAGAAAAGAAGGAGGCUGAAAGGUGAAUCAAUCACGUUUAUUUCCUGAAGUCUUUAAUCAAGUUAUACGUAAUUAACCGAAAAAUAUCUAGUCCAACAUAAGCCUUGAUUUCAUAUUUUUGGAUACGAUUUUCAAAAAAAAAAUUCAAAAUCUGAAAAAAACGCAAAAUAUUGCAAAUAUAAAAAUACAUCAAUAUAUUAAAAAUAUUACUAAAUUAAAAUAUUUUUCAAAAUAUUUCAUAAUUUUAAUAUUUUAUCCAAAAAAUGUUAAAUCAUAUAAAAAAGCUUAUCUAAAAUAUGAAAUCAAGGCCAUAGAUGGUUUUAUGGUAUCAACAUCUUCAUAAAAAAAAAUCUCAGAUAGUUGGUCAUCGGAGUUACAGUCCAACUGCAUUAAGGGCUGCCACUCUUGUGCUAUAGAGAUUAUUUUGUUAACUAUCUCUUUAACUGUCUCUUUAAAAAUGGCAAACAUAAUUUAUUUUAUUUUUUUUAUAUUUAUUGAUGCAGUGCAAUUUGGGUAAAGCCACUCCGCGCAGACUGAGCUCCGCAGGGUGGGGGAAGGCUUAUAAAUUUUUUUAAUAGCAGAAUAUUUGCGUACUCUAAGAAUCAGCUAGCAUUUGUCUUGUCUGUUUUAAAGUUACUAAUACCGAAUUAAUCAUGUGCUGUUAUGAUUAACAAUGAUAUAAUGUUUCUGCUAUAUUGUUUCUUUCUAUGUUCUAUUAUUUCUUUCUCUGAAACAUACAGUUGUAUAGUCCUAUAUACAGUGCAUGACAUGGUUCAACGUGAUGUACUUUGUCUGCAGGUAUGACAAUAACCUGAUUGAAGCUCAGGCUUGGGGUAUCAAAAAAGGCACCAUCAUAGGCUUCUUCCAGGGGUAUAUGUGGUGCAUUAUUUUUCUGUGUUAUGCUCUUGCUUUCUGGUAUGGAUCUAAACUGGUAACUGAAACAAAAGAGCUAUCACCGGGGAGUCUUCUGCAGGUCAGUUUAUUUAAAGCUAAUUUGUUACAUUGUUACUGCAUACAGGCAUCCCAACCAUCCCAAUUUCGUCAGGCUGGCCUACUUGAUUGGCAGAUAUCCUGGUGUUCAUAAAUAGCUCUACACAAAGGGGUUGCCCUACUUGGAAGGGGGAGGUUUCAUCCAAUUUGGGUGGAGCUAAUGAUAUGAAUCUCGACAUUGGCCUGCCUCCUUUUUUGCCCUCCCACUGGCAUCUUGCAUCAUACGAGGCCCAAAUUUGCUGAAUAUGGUAUUAUAUUUCCCAAUAUUAGGCCAGCAUUGGUACUUUAUUAGUGCUGAUACAUAACCAGCGUAUGGGGCAUAAGAAUAAUCCUAUCUCCAAAAAUACUCAUCUCAAUGUUGAUGUUAGUUGAUAGAGUUUUUCAGAUAAUUUGGCCCAUUACCAGUUAUACCAUGCGCUAUACACAGAGACACAUUUUAUUUAUUAUUAUAUUUUUUAAAUGUUUGCAUCUUUAGGGUGUGGUUAACAGGUUUAGUGGUGAUGAAUAAUCUAGCCUGCCAAUAUUCUUAAUUCAACAGUGCUGGGAAUUCUUGUAAGAUAGGAUAUAGUUUAUUAUAGCUACAAGAAAUGGUGUGUUAAUUAUACUUUGCUGCUAUUUAGAGAUAGCACAGCUUAGAUGUGAAAGACGAUUCAGGUAGAUGCAUCUCUAAAAGCUGGUGACAGAAUAAUAUUUCCUUUAUGUAUUAAAAAAUAAGUAUGUGGGAUUUCAUAAUUACAUAAUUUUAAAAUACAAACAGCUGAUAUCAAACAAAAAUAUUAUAAACCAAGGAAUACAACUGAACGUGCUUUUAACUCCGAGUGCAGUACAGUAGCUGGCUAAAGCAUUGUUUCGACCGCUAUUUUGUUCAGGGUACAACACAACACUAAACACGUUGCUGAUCAGGAAGAUCUUCCAUGUCUGAAUCUUUCUACAAUUAAUUUUAUUUGUUUAGAAAAUGCCUUCUAAUGUGUAUUGAUCAUAGAAAUGUGAAUGAUUUUAGCUAGUGUUUCUUAGCCCUUGAAUAAUGUCUGAAAUUAGAAUCACCAUGUUUUUUCCAGGCAAUCAUAUUGCUUUAUUCAUUUCUGAUACAGUCAGUUGACAUAAAAUCUAUCCUUUUAAGGACACAACUGCAGAGGUAAAAGGCCAGCAUCACGAAAAAUUUCCAUCAUGUGCCCAUGGCACUGUAGGUUUAAAAGGUGCCCCCCUCCCUCGCACCCCCCCCCCACUAGGCUGAAGGGGUUAAAAACCCUUCAACCACUUACCUGAAUUCAGCGCCGAUGUCCCUCGGUACUGGGUCAGGCUCCGACCACAUUUCUCAAAUGGCCAUGCUCCCAUUAGUAUUUCCCCAUAAGAAAGUAUUAUUCAAUGAUAUCCUAUAGGGAAAAUCUGGCGCUGGAGGUCCUCAUACAGAGCAGUGAGGACGUCCAGCGUCAGAUAACAGACUAAAGGUCCAUUUCAAUUCCAGAAGUCUUCAAGUGGCUGUCUGGUAGACAGCCACUGAGGGCAGACUUAGAGCUGCAAUGUAAACAUUCUCUGGAACUGCAAUGUUUUACAUUGUAGCACUAUGUGCAAUAGGGACACAGCUCCCAGACCACUUCAAUUAGCUGAAGUGGUCUGGGUGCCUACAGUGUCCCUUUAAGUAUCUUUGUUCUGUAGCACUGACAUAAAUAUGAACCAUAAUGUUUUGUUUUCUAUUUAAACCAAGUUAUGCUUUUUAUUUGAAGGUAUUUUUUGGAGUACUGGUUGCUGCAAUGAACUUGGGUCAAGCUUCCCCCUGCUUAGAAGCCUUUGCAACUGGCCGAGCAGCUGCUACAAUUAUAUAUGAGACAAUAGAAAAGGUGAGAUUGGUAUUAACAAUAACUUCACUUCUUUUAUCUGUCUAUUUAUCCAGUUCAAUUAAGUUAAAAUUAAUACUGUCCUGCAAAGCAAAGACACGCAAAGUUGACUAUUUCCCCAUAAGAUUGUAAAUUGUAGCAACUGAAAAAAGUAAUUUGAUUAUAUAUCAAAAUGUUAUAAAUAUCACCUCUGGGGCAAAGGGUUUGCACCAAUGUAUAUUUCUCUAUCAAUAAGGUGAAAUGCACUUUUAUAUAUGUUCUAAUAUUAAGACGCUUGUGUCUACUUUUAGAAUCCAGAGAUUGAUUGCAUGUCUGAUGAAGGGCACAAACCGGAUAAAGUGAAUGGUGUCAUUGAGUUCCAUAAUGUAAAUUUCCACUAUCCAUCAAGACCAGAUGUAAAGGUAUGCAUUAGACUUUAACCCUGUGAACUUUAUCUAAGGAUGAUCAUAAAUGUAUAUCUCCAGAAAGCUAAGCUUUAAAUAUUUUUACAUCAGUUCAGAUUUUCCUUAUUUAUGGUUUCAUAUUUAUGGAUCUGGAUAAAUAAAUUGUGCAUUUUAUAGUAUACAGUUGAAAUAUUGGCUUAUUAUUAUUUUUAUUUUUAUCAAAGCAAGAUAAAAAUUUUGAAAUUGUGUUAAAUAAUUUGAUACAGCAUUGCUAUAACACUCUUGGCAAAGUGGCACUUCAAUGAAUAGUACCUUCCAAACACUGAAACGAGGUAUGUUUCUCAGUUAUGCUGUGUAGAGGUCCCCUGCCCCUGUUUCCCAGCACAUAUUUUUUAUACAUUUUCCAUUUUCCCUUGAAUUUCUGCAUUCAUUAACCAACGCCAUCAGUGACUGCUGACAUAAGAGCGGAGACUGGUGAAGGUUAAAGACGAUGGGAACCUGACUCUGACCCACAACUUUUUUGAGCUCUCCACUCUUAAUCCUGAAUAAAUGAGUGAUUAUUCCCGGUUCAACACCAUAAACCUUAAAGAGGUCCAAUGCCUAUUUAAAGAAGUCAAAUGCCUGUUUAAAGAGGUCCAAUGUCUAUUUAAAGAAAUCCAAUGCCUGUUUAAAGAGGUCCAUUGUCUAUUUAAAGAAGUCCAAUGCCUGUUUAAAGAGGCCCAAUGUGUGUUUAACCCCUUAAGGACACAUGACAUGUGUGACAUGUCAUGAUUCCCUUUUAUUCCAGAAGUUUGGUCCUUAAGGGGUUAAAGAGGUCUAAUGCCUGUUUACAGAGGUGCAGUGCUGUUAAUCAACAACAGCCCUAGAAGGCAGGACAAUAUGGAGUCUUGUCUGACAGCCCAGGAUCUGUCAGCCAAAGACAACAUCAAUAGGUGACUUUAGAAACUUGCAUAUUAUAGACGUCUGAUGGUUCUAUAUCCUUAGCAUGGGGUAUUUUUUUAAUAUAUCAAAAUGUUGACAUGAUUAGUUUCUCAGCCUUUCAGCAGCAUCUCCAGCCAUUGAUCAUGGUAAACACAUGUUUUUUCUAACACAUAAUUAAUCAUUAGUUCUUACCAUGUUAUUACAUUUUAACGCAACAAAAUCUGGGGGUGUCACAUCCCACUUGAUCCUAUGGACCAGCCACCACUGCAUAAGGGGGACCAUUGCAUCCUUCUCAACCCUCCCAAGUGCAGGAAAGGCUUGUGCAAACUGGGCAAGAGCUUGCUAUGGUCCACAAGCCCUCUAACAGGCUCCUUCAUAUCAGUGUAAAGGGACAUGACCUGAAGCCACAGACACACACACACACUUGUGCAAUUGCGAGAUUGUUUUUGAUAGCUGCUGUUAUAAAACUAUGCUGCCAAUAAAGUGAAUACUUUCUGCUUAUUCAGCAUUUCCAUUCAUAUUACCUAAUAAAAGGAAUUACUGCCAAGUGUCAAACUACAUGACUUAUAAAUUAUGUCUGGGCUUGGGUUAAUGAGAUCUGCACAGUCCCUAAAAUAAUUUGGACAUCCUGAUUGACUGGGUCACUAAUUGCCAUGGUCAAAGCUCACUAGUACAUCUGCAAAGCCUGCAAAUUUGUAUCAAAUGCAGUAAUUUCAAAGGUGAUUUUAAUGUGUUGUUAAUGUUUUGGAAAUAGGUGUAACCAUCAAUCUGGUGUGCUUUUUAUAAUUUUGAUUUAUUCUAUUCAAAUGGGAAUGCCGCAAGUUGCACGGUGACCUAUUUAAAGAUUAAUUACAAAAAGUUAGCACAACAUUAAAAUAUUGUAUACCGUAUGUUUAUUUUUCUGAAUAUGCUAAAAAGAAUGCAUAAUCAAAAAUAUUUCCCAAAUUUGCAGAUUCUAAGUGAUCUCAACAUUGCCAUUAAUCCAGGGGAAACAACAGCAUUUGUUGGGCCCAGUGGUUCUGGGAAAAGUUCUACAAUACAACUCAUUCAAAGAUUCUACGAUCCUACAAAUGGCAAGGUAAAUAAUCCUGUUUAGCAUCCUGUCUGAAUGAUUAGCAUUGCUGUGAUAUGAUUUCAGUAGACUUAGUCACUUAAUGUUAUUAUCCAUUGUUUCUGUUAGCUGUUAACCCAUUAAUCUUUUCACUUGAGUCCCUAAAAUGCUGGAGCCACCUAGUCCUAUUUAUGCACAUUCACAUCUUUGCCUGUAUAAACCAACACACACAUACACACGCAAACACAUCUGUAUAGUACACAUUAUACAUGCACAUUCACAGACAUUCAUACAAGCACAUAUGGUCACAUACUUGCAUACUUCAGUGGCUCAAUGUAGAUUCCAAACAUUUUAGUGGCUUGUUUGUUUUUAAACUAUUUCUCUUUUAAGAACUUAUUUACUAUUUUUUCCAUGCUGUUUGUCAGCUUGUGGCUUAAUGGAUCCGUAAUUGUAUUGUUACUCAGGUUACUAGAUCAGGAGAACCUAGGAAGACAUUCCUAGGUGGUUAUGGUACCAGGAGUUCGCUGGUAUUAUCACCCCCAGAAUGUAAGUAGUCAAACUUUUUUAGAACAGAAAGCCAAAAGCUCUGAGCAAUCGCUAUUAGCUGAGAGCGAUCAGUUAACGUUAUCUGUCAAUGAGCUACCCCUGCAUUGCACGGCUUAGCACGAGAGAGCUAACAGCAACUCUCAAGACUAAAGUGAAAGAAAUGAGGAGUGAUGCCCAGAUAAGAAGUUAGACAGUUCUAAAAUAAUUUGAAUACUUACACUAGGGGGCAUCAGGGCACUCCACUUUCCAUAAUCACUGCAGUGGUUUUGUACUUGGAGUGUUCAUUUAAACAAUUGUACAAGUAAAAUAAUUUGGCACAAGCUGGUGUUUAAUAAAUGUAUCACUCGCUACUCUUGUAGUUGCAAGUUUUCUUUUUUUAAGCCCGCGCCUGACUUUAAGCAAACUGAGAAGCGAGUAGCACUGGGCGACUUUGUCUUUAGUAAAUAGAUUGAAUUAAGUUAUGUGUGAAGUAGAAAUAAAAUUAAAAAUAUAUAUAGUGGCUUAUUCAUUAAAUAGUUCUUUGUGGUGAGUUGAUUACCAUUUUUAAUUCAUGGACUAAAGGUGCAAAAUUGGAAAAUAAAUUCCAAAUAACUUGUAAGAAUAGCAUUAUUUCUUAAUAUUAUUAAAUGCAUUUCCCAGGUGACUUUGGACGGCCAUGAUAUCAGAACACUUAACAUUCAGUGGCUGCGCUCUGUAAUUGGUAUUGUUGAGCAGGAACCUGUUCUAUUUGCUACUACAAUCGCCGAGAACAUUCGCUAUGGAAGAGACAAUGUUACCAUGGAAGACAUUACCAAGGCAGCAAAAGAAGCUAAUGCCUUUAACUUCAUAAUGGAGUUACCGCAGGUAAAAUGAGGCAAAGAGGAUUUUGUGUAAAUACCAGAUUACUGUGUUUGUUAACAGUUUAAAUCCAAUUGUGGGAGCUGAUAAAAGUCCGUCGCUAUUUUCAGAAUAGAUGAAAAUAGCAACAGCUAGAACAACAAGUGACAGAACAAAAUGUUUUUUUAUAGGACAAGACAUGCAUUAUCUAUGUUUAAAUGUACAGUAACACAAAAGUGAAUCCUGUUCAAUAAUAUAUGACGUAAUAUAUGAAUUUUGAAUAAAGUAGACAUGAUUUUCAUUCAAGAGAAUGUGUUAUAUAAGAAGUCUGCCCAGUUACAUUGAAAAGACCUGUAAAUUCAACUGUUGAAAGAUAGAUAGAUAGUUAGAUAGACCUCUCUUUCUCAUCAUUUGAAAUUCAUUCGAUUCGUCUUUUCAAACCCAUUUUUGCUAACAUUGCCGUUAUUUAUCGUCCCCCUGGUUUCCCUCUCCUCUUUCUUGACCACUUUGCUACCUGGCUACCCUACUUCCUCUCCUCUAGUAUUCCAUCCCUAAUUCUCGGGCAUUUCAAUAUUCCCAUUAACCCACCCUUGAACUCAGCCGCCUCUAAACUACUUUCAAUUAUUUCCUCCCUUAGACUAUCGCAGCGGGAUAAUUAUCCUACCCACGUAGCUGGCAAUACCCUCAACCUCAUUUUCUCUUAUGCAUGUACAGUGUCUAAUAUCUGCAAAACUCAAUUUCCUCUCUCAGAUCACCACCUCGUAUCAUUUGCUCUCAAGAAUUCCCUCACCCAACAACCUCAGCCUAACUCCCCUCAACUCAGAAGAACCUUAAUUCUAUUGACCUCCAGCAGCUGUCAGCUGAUAUUGAUUCACAACUCCUAUCCAUUCUUCCCUCUCCUGUCCCUCACUGUCAAUCUCCACAUAUAACACUACCCUUACCUCUGCCUUGAACACCGCAGCCCCGCUCCAAACAUGCACCUUGAGGAGGAUAUGCCCCCAACCAUGGCACACUAAAUCAACACACCACCUGCAAAGAUGCUCCUGUUGUGUUGAACGUUCCUGGAGGAAGUCUUGCACCCAGUCAGACUUUCACCAUUGUAGAUUCAUAUUUAGUUCGUACAGCGCAGUCCUUGCCCUCGCCAAAGAGUCAUAUUUUUCCUCUCUCAUUAGUUCAUGCUCCUGCAAUCCCAGGCAUCUCUUUGAUACCUUUAACUCUCUUCUUCCCCCUGCUGUGGCAACCCUCCAAACUAACCUCACAGCCGAGAGCUUUGCAUGCUACUUUACCAACAAGAUUGAACAGCUAUGGAAAGAAUUCUCACCAAAUUGCCUAUCUCUUUCUCAACCACAUGUAGAUCAUGCCUUACCUACCCUUAAGACUUUCUCCCAGGCUACUCAACAAGAGGUGGCUGUGCUUCUCGUCCUACCUAUUGCCAGCUUGAUCCUGUCCCAUUUAACCUUAUCAGAUUUCUUACUCCUUGUCUUGUGCCUUCCUUAACACACAUCUUCAACUGCUCUCGCUUUCUGGCAUUCUCCAUGCUGGCCUUAAACAUGCCACUGCAGUAUCCAAUCCUGAAAAAAACAUCUCUUGAUCCAUCCUCCCCUGCUAACUAUCAUCCCGUAUCCCUGUUUCCUUUUGCCUCAAAGCUUCUGGAAAGACUUAUCUUUACCCAAAUGUAUCACUUCCUCAAUUCCAACUCUUUCCUUGACCCUCUUCAGUCUGGCUUCUGCCCCCUCCACUCUACUGAGACUGUUCUUAUCAAAGUUAAUAACGACCUAAUUGCAGCUAAAUCCAAAGGCCACUAUUCCAUUCUAAUUCUUCUUGACCUCUGCUGCCUUUGACACUGUUGAUCUUUUUCUCCUUCUUAAAACUCUUUAAUCACUUGGUAUCUGUGACUCUGUCCUCUCGUGGUUUUCCUCUUAUCUCUCCUAACGCUCAUUCAGAGUCUCCUUUUCUAAUGAUACAUCCUACCUUCGUCCUGUCUCAGUUGGAGUCCCCCAAGGCUAUAUCCUUGGUACCCUUCAAUUUUCUGUUUAUACUGCCUCUCUUGGCAAAUGUAUUACCUCAUUUGGAUUCAACUACCACCUGUACGCUGAUAACACCCAGAUAUAUCUCUCCUCCCCGGUCCUCUCUCCUGCCAUCCUGCAACAUGUCAAUGCUUGUCUUUCUUCCAUCUCUGACUGGAUGUCCUCCCGCAUUCUGAAACUCAGUCUCUCUAAAACUGAGCACCUUGUCUUUCCUCCUCCUAAUGCUGAUCCUCCUCUUUCACUUUCCCUUCAAGUUCGUGGUAUCCACACCAGUCCAUACCUGCAAGCAUGCUGUCUUGGCGUUAUACUUGACUCUGGCCUCACCUUUGAGCCUCACUCCCAGUAUGUUACCAAAUCCUGUAGAUUCCAUCUUAAAAACAUAGUCCACAUCCGCCCCUUUCUUACGCAAGGAGCUUGUCCAUGCUCUAGUAAUUUCUCGCAUGGAUCAUUAUAAUCUUCUUCUAAUUAGUCAUCCCAAAAGCUGUAUUUCCCCGCUACAGUCUGUAAUGAAUGCUGCCGCCAGACUGAUUCUCUUUUCCAGUCAGUCCUCUCACACCUCACCCCUCUGUUAGUCCUUACAUUGGCUUCCUGUAUCCUAUAGGAGUCAAUUCAAAGUACUAACCCAUACCUAAAAAGCAGUGAACAAUUCUAGCCCUUCUUAUAUCUCUUCACAGAUCCAUAGGUAUGCACCUUCUUGGUCUCCUCUCUGCCCAUGAACUUCUCCUGUCCGCUGCUCGCACCCAUAUGGCAAACUCACACUUCUCACGGGCGGCUCCCUUCCUAUGGAAUAGUCUGCCUACUGCCAUCAGACUCUCCCCUAGACUUCAAUCGUUUAAGAGGUGCCUUAAAACCCAUCUCUUUAGGAAAGCCUAUGGCCUCCCAGAAUAACCUCUACCUCACAUACCUGUCUCUUGCUCUCUCCUCCAGCUCUGCUUCACUCCCACCUUAUUUGAUUGAUAUCUCCUGGCCUAUUGUGUUUUAUACCCCACCUCCUAUAGACUGUAAGCUCGUUCGAGCAGGGUCCUCUUUAACCUAUCAUUCCUGUAAAUGUUCUUGUAAUUGUCCUUUUUAUAGUUAAAUCACCCCAUCUUAUAAUAUUGGCGCUAAAUAAAUGGCAAUAAUAAUAGAUAGAUAAAUAGAGAGAUAAAUAGAUAGGACAGACAAAUCAUAGACUGUAUUUUUUUUUGUUAGUAUGUAGUUUGUAGUUGAUAGUAGUUUGUUAUUUUUAUAUUCUUACAGCUAUUAAACUGUAAAGAUAAAAAAAUAACAAACUCUAUAUUGCAUCAUUCUCUAAAACUCUACUAGAAGGCUUUUCCUUUAUCUUAACCCCUGUCUGUUAAAUUGUAUUUCGUAACCUGGCCUCCAAAUACUCAUAUACAGGGAGCUUGGCUCAAUAAAGGAAUCACUGUAGAGAACAUAGAGUUUCAGAGAUCUAUUUAUUCAAUGCAGUAGUCAGUCCUUAAUUAACCAUUUUCUGAAAACUUGGUUUAUUUAAUUAGAAACAUAGAAACAUAGAAUGUGACGGCAGAUAAGAACCAUUCGGCCCAUCUAGUCUGCCCAAUUUUCGAAAUACUUUCAUUAGUCCUUGGCCUUAUCUUAUAGUUAGGAUAGCCUUAUGCCUAUCCCAUGCAUGCUUAAACUCCUUUACUUUGUUAACCUGUACCACUUCAGUUGGAAGGCUAUUCCAUGCAUCCACUACCCUCUCAGUUAAGUAAUAUUUCCUGAUAUUAUUUUUAAACCUUUGCCCCUCUAAUUUAAGACUAUGUCCUCUUAUUGUGGUAGCUUUUCUUCUUUUAAAUAUGGUCUCCUCCUUUAUUGUAUUGAUUCCCUUUAUGUAAUUAGACAUGUUUAGCAUACAGGGUCAUCUACUAAAGUGGUAAUUCAAAGUGAAUUCAAAGAGAAUUUUAAAUUCUCUUUAGAUCAUUUUUCCAAUUUGGCUAAUCGAACCAUAAAUUUUAAAUUCACUUUUAAUACUCUCUUAAGUAAAUAGCUCUGUCAGAAUAACUCUAAAUCUGAUUGAUUGAAAAAAAAUACAGGAUUCAGAAAGAUGUGAAAAGACAGAAGUCAGCCAAGGCUGAGUGAAUGUAAAUCAUAGAAUUUUCUUAUAAUGUAUAUUUUCACGUUAUGUUCCAGCAUGAUUAUGAUUAGUUUCACACUGAAAAUGCUUAAAAUUCAUUGUAAGUGAUAUAACUUACCCUACUUUUAGAAAUUUGACACUCUUGUUGGAGAAGGAGGAGGCCAGAUGAGUGGUGGACAAAAACAAAGGAUUGCCAUUGCUCGAGCUCUGGUCAGAAAUCCAAAAAUACUACUUCUGGACAUGGCCACAUCUGCACUGGAUAAUGAAAGUGAAGCUAUUGUACAAGAAGCCCUUGAUAAGGUUAGACGUUCAAGCAGUACAUUGAUAAUAUCUUGUAAAAUAGUAUUUAAAGGACCACUUAUGGUACCCAGACCAUUUAAUCUCAGUGAAGUGUUCUGGGUUAGGUGGCAUGUAGUCUUAAUACAGCAAAGUAAAACUCUGCUGUUUUGUAGAAAUGACAAUGUUUACCUUGUAGGGUUAAACACACCAUUAUUGAAUGUGUUCCUGACAGCCACUAGCGGAGAUUCCUGUGCAAUGACCAAGUUUGACUGCCAUCUAACAUUGAUUAUGAGGAUAUCACACACCAUCAAAUGCCGGUCAAAGGGAAUCAUUGGAUUCAAUGCUUCCCCAUGAGGAACAUGUGAUUGGAUGAACAUGUGCAUUUCAACCCCCAUGCUCCUCUAUGAGGUGCAUUGGAUUGGGCACGAAGCUGGGAAGUGGCGACUCUUGAGUUUAAAUGCUGGAAGAAAGGUUAAUUACAAACCUUUCGGUUUUAAUUUCAUUUUGUCCAGCCCUACAUCUAACUAUUGAAGAUAACAUUAUAGCAUUAAGAUUGCUCGUUUGUAUUCCUAACACUAUAAUGUUCCUUUAACAUGAUUCAAUAUAUAAAGUAGACUGUGGAAGCUGCAAAGUAUAAUGUAGGUAAAUCAACAAUAUAACACUUAGCCAUAACAUUGAUGUUUUCGAUUAUGUAGUAGGCUUAUUGAGCCCUGCAUAAUAAGAAUUAUAUCAAUAAUAAUUAAUUAUGAACUCAGUCUUCAUGUAAAAGUAUUGUGAUGCCACAAUAAUAUUUAUUUUCCAGCUGAACUUUUAGUGUGUUACUGAAUUUAUAUAGCCGAACUCAGUGGCAAACUGUUACUGUUAUCUUUGCAAUCUGUUAUCACUUUAUGCAAUCAUUUCAUUACAAGAACACACCCAGAACUAAUCUUACUUAGAAUAUCUUGUGGUUUUAUCUUGUUUCCGGUGCUACUUAACUGCCAGCAAAGAACAUCAACAGUGUCAAGAUUGGUACAUUUAGUCUAUUGAUACCUUACACAUUCUUAUGUGUUUAAAAACAAAAUUUAUCUACAUUCUUACAGCAACCACUUAUAAAUAGAGAAUGUUGUGAACUAAACCAUGGCCUGCAGAAGAAUAUAUAUACUUUUUAGAAAAUAACAUUUUAGUGAUAAGGUCUCUCCUAAGUUUUCAUGCGUUGAUAGUACUUUAAGUGACUGAAUUCCUUUUUUAUUUUUUUCCUAAGCACUCUAGUUUUUAUAAAAUACAUAAGAAAAAAUAGAGACUACUUUUCCUUAUGCAUAUGAUUAAACAAGUUCCUGUUUGAGCUGCCAAUCAAGUUUACCCACAAUCCAUCAGUAAAAUGAAUCGCACAAAAGGGAAAACAGCAGACAUGAUGGGUAGAGUAGAACAAAUGACUGUGAGCAGAUAUUAAGAUCUGGAACAUGAAAGAAAACAAUAAAAAUAAAGAAAAGUAGCAAUGGGGUAGUGUAAUCAUUAAAACACGGGGGGCACAAGGACAGGAAAAUGAAAAGAAAAAUAACAAACAAAAAUGAUAGGUCCACUUUUAAGUAUUAUUGAGCAAACUGUUUUAGAUACGUGAACCAUUUUCUAAAUAAAUUUUCAAUGUAUUCAUUUUGUAUUUCAUCACGCAGUUAUACUCUAUUAAUUUCUGCUUUUCAUGUUUUAAACAAAACAAAGCAGCACAACAACGUUAAAAAUAAAGAUGAUGUGAAAUGUGCUGUUUUCUGUAUGUCCUUAUUUUAUAAGACCUACCUCCUUUUCUUGUGUUGUGAUUGGCUCGUUACAUUUCUAAACUAGGAAAUAUAACCGGCCAAGUCCAGCGCUAGACACAGGAGAGUUUCAUGAUAUAUAUGGCAUAUAUAUCAUAAACAUGUUAUUUCACCAUACUAAUGUUGACUGUGUUGGGACUUGACUGAAAUUCCAACCCUGUCAAGAGAUAUACUGAGACAAAAUAGAAACUAGUUUGUCUCAGUAUUUUUCCUACUCCUGAUAUUUCUAGACGCUGGGCAGAGAUACCACAGUCUAGAAGUGUUAAUCCCCCCAGCCAUCACCAGUAGGCUGCAGAGAAUUGGCUCUGUCUAUGAAGGAUCCCAUGGUCUCGCGAGGUCCUCAAUAGACCUCAAUGCUGUACUCUCACCAUGAGCUGAAGAGGACCCAACUGAGGAAGAUGGCCAAGCCCAUGAGGGACAGGUUCAGGUAUUUAUUUGCUCCCCAGCCAUCGGAACCCCUGCGGCAAUGUCACCAUCAGGGGUCUUUGCGAAUUCUGCAAAUUCUUAAGACGGUGACAGUGAUGCUUUGAUAGUGCUUUUGUCACAUUAACCUUUUGACAGCACAAUCAGUACAUGUAUUUUUGCUGAAGAUUCCAUUUAACUCUGAAUGCUAAUAUUAUUUUUAUUGGUUUCUCAAUAUUAUUAAGGUACGCAUUGGAAGAACAACGAUUUCGAUAGCUCAUCGCCUUUCCACAGUCAGAAAUGCAGAUAUAAUCGUGGGAUUUGAUGGUGGAAGAGCUGUGGAAAAAGGAACACAUAAUGAACUUUUGAAAUUAAUGGGUGUCUAUUAUACAUUAGUCACUCUGCAAAGCCAAAAUGAAUGUACAGGUAAUAAACAUAAUAUAUCUUAAAAUUAAUCAUUUGUACUCCUUUGCUUAGAAAAUGAUUUAUCAAAAGAAAGAUACGUGCUAAUGACUCAAACAAUUUAGACUUUUUAUUAUGUAUGUUUUAUUUUGCAUUUUUCCAUAAUAUAUUUAUUUAUUUGACAAUUUUUAUUUAAAAAAAAUCAGUUUCAUUCAGGGAUACCACUACUUGGCAAUAAAAUAGCAAUAAUUACAGCUUUUAGCCGUUCAAAGGUGAGAUAACAUACUGUGUUUUUAUAAAUUAGAAACUGCCAGAAAUAGUGUUUUGUACAAAUUAGAAACUGUAGAAAUUACAUUGCAGAAUAGUCAGCUAUUCUUAUUUUCCCAUCUUUAACAUUGUACAGUGUACUGUCAUACUCAGGGGGGCCAAAGACAACGUGCUGCCUGGGUCAAAGGAUGAAAUGCUGCCCCACCACCCCACCACCCCACCACCCCAUCCCCGCACCUCACCCCCCCAAACCUCGCGCACAUCCAGGAGACGCAGUGUGUGUGUUGUAUGCAGUGUGUAUAGUGAAUGCAUUGUAAGCAUGUGUAUAGUGGAUACAGAGUGUUUGUGUUGUGGAUGCAGUGUAUGUGUGGAUGCAAUGUCUUUGUAGCGGAUAUUGUGUAGUGGGUGCAGUGUUGGUGUUUGGGUAGUGGGUGCAGUAUCUGUGUAGUGGGUGCAUGUAGUGUGUGCAGUGCGUAUGGUGGAUGCAGUGUCUGUGUGCAGUGCAUGUAGUGUGUGUAGUGGAUGCAGUGUCUGUGUGUAGUGGAUGCAGUGUCUGUGUGUAGUGCACGUAGUGUGUGCAGUGUGUGUAGUGGAUGUGGUGUCUGUGUGUAGUACAUGUAGUGUAUGCAGUGUAUCUGUGUAGUGUGUGUAGUGGAUGCUGUGUCUGUGUGUAGUGCAUGUAGUGUGAGUAGUGGAUGCAGUGACUGUGUGUAGUGUUUGUAGUGUGUGUAGUGGAUGCAGUGUCUGUUUGUAGUGCAUGUAGUGGAUGCAGUGUAUGUGUGUAGUGCUUGUAAUGUGUGUAGAGGAUGCAGUGUCUGUGUGCAGUGCAUGUAGUGUGUGUAGUGGAUGCAGUGUCUGUGUGUAGUGCUUGUAGUGUGUGUAGUGGAUACAGUGCAUGUGUGUAGUGAACAUAGUGUGUGCAGUGUGUGUAGUAGAUGUGGUGUUUGUGUGUAGUGCACGUAAUGUGUGCAGUGUGUAUAGUGUAUGCAGUUUCUGUGUGUAGUGCCUUUAGUGUAUGCAGUGUAUCUGUGUAGUGUGUGUAGUGGAUGCUGUGUCUGUGUUUAGUGCAUGUAGUGUGUGUAGUGGAUGCGGUGUCUGUGUGUAGUGUUUGUAGUGUGUGUAGUGGAUGCAGUGUUUGUGUGUAGUGCAUGCAGUGGAUGCAGUGUCUGCGUGUAGUGCUUGUAGUGUGUGUAGUGGAUGCAGUGCCUGUGUGUAGUGCAUGUAGUGUAUGCAGUGUCUCUGUGUAGAGCAUAUCUGUAUAAUGGGUGCAUGUAGUGUGUGCAGUGGAUGCAGUGUCUGUGUGUAGUGGAUGCAGUGUCUGUGUGUAGUGCAUGUAGUGUCUCUGUGUAGUGCAUGUAGUGGAUGCAGUGUCUGUGUGUAGUGCUUGUAGUGUGUAUAGUGGAUGCAGUGUUUGUGUGUAGUGCAUGAAGUGUGUGUAGUGGAUGCAGUGUCUGUGUGUAGUGCAUGUAGUGUAUGCAGUGUCUCUGUCUAGUGCACGUAGUGUUUGCAGUAUGUGUAGUGGAUGCAAUGUCUGUGUGUAGUGAAUGUAGUGUGUAUAGUGGAUGCAGUGUCUGUGUGUAGUGCCUGUAGUGUGUGCAGUGGAUGCAGUGUAUGUGUGUAGUGCACGUAGUGUAUGCAAUGUCUCUGUGUAGUGCAUGUAGUGUAUGGAGUGUAUGUGCAUGGUGCUUGUAGUGUAUAAAGUGGGUGCAGUGUCUGUGUGUAGUGCAUGUAGUGUAUGUAGUGGAUGCAGUGUCUGUGUGUAGUGCUUUUUGUUUGUGUAGUGGAUGCAGUGUCUGUGUGUAGUGCACGUAGUGUGUGUCGUAGAUGCAGUGUCUGUAUGUAGUGCAUGUAGUGUGUGCAGUGUCUCUGUGUAGAGCACAGAGUGUGUGCAGUGUGUGUAGUGGAGGCAGUGUCUGUGUGUAGGGCAUGUAGUGUGUGUAGUGGAUGCAGUGUCUGUGUGUAGUGCUUGCAGCAUGUGUAGUGAAUGCAGUGUCUGUGUGUAGUGCAUGUAGUGUGUGUAGUGGGGCUGUGAGGGAUCCUGCCCCUGUAAAAUUACCGCCUGGAGCCGUGACUCCACUGCUGCCAAUGGAUGGUCAGGCCCUGGUCAUACUUACCUUUUCUGAAGCUCCCCGAUACAGGGGCAAGGUCAGAUGCUGUACGCUUCACGUGCAAGUCUAUUUGUGUGAAGUCGCGCCAACAGCACGUCUCGAAGUGCCGAACCGAUUGGUUCACACAAACCAAUCGGUUUGCAUGAACAGAAACUCCUGAAUUCAUCAUUCGGCUAAAUUCGGGUCUUUAGGCGCUCUACAGUGAUGCAGACCAAUGGUAUUGGUUCACUGGCGUUAUAAGCCAAGGCUUUUCAGUAGCAAGUUGCCCUGUUGUGGUUCUUGUAUACUCAAGAGUGCGCUUCAUAUUUUGGAUUUCCUAUCACUGACUUUGGCUUGUUCAUUCAUUUCUCCGCUUUCUGUGGUCCAUUUAUGUUGUACUCUCCUACGUUUGACCUUGGCUUUCUCCUUAACUACUCUUUACGUUAAUUUAGUCCAUUCUAUGUUAUACCUCUCCUUUAGUAGAUUAGGGUCUGCGUGUUUUGGGUUCUUCUACUGUGACAUGUACAUCGAUGCCAAAAUUAUGUCAAGACAAAAACAUUAAACAAUUACUUGACUACCUUUUAAAAUAAAAUGUAAUUGUUUUACAAUUUAGAAAUAUAAUCAUUUAGAAAUAGUAACAAGCACAGCUGAGAGAAAUACAUAAAUAUGAAAAAGCUAAAUGUUUUACAUGACAAUUGGUAACAUUGUGUUUACGGUAACAACGCUAAGCACAAGGACUAAGAAGCAUUGAGGUUAAUUUGGCAAUUUAAUUUGCAAGUUUCAUUUGAUCAUUUGUAUAUGUGCAUCCUGCUUGAUGCAUUAGUCCCUAGUCCUGGGCCGAUCAUGGUCGGUGAAAAAAUGUAAUAAUCUUAUGUAAUCUACAUUCCAAGUACCCAUGCCUGAGGUAUUAACAUACAGUAAUAGGUUUUAUUCAGUUCUUUUGGCUUAAUUUUAAAUAUUGUUUUAAUUAUUGACAAUACAGAAACUGCCAUAAGGGAAAAUACUGUUCCAGAAAAACAGAGAACCUUCAGCAGAGGAAGCUAUCGAUCAAGUUUACGGUUUGUUUUCACUUUAUCAUUAAAAAUAAAAAUAUUUUAUGUUCAAUAUGUAAUAAUGUGAUUGAUGUUAAAUCAUAAAUAUACAAUAUUUAUAAUCUGUUUUUAACACACGUGUGUAGGAAUAAUAAAAAUAUACCACAGUAGUAUAAAAAGAAGCAAUACUUAUUUUAACAAGUUUAAAGAUGAGUAUUAUAUCUUUGUUAUUUUAUUUAUUUAUUUAUUUUUUUAAGGCAUUAUCUAUUUAAUGCAAUAAAAAACUGACACUUUCUGCCUAUUGUGUCCCUUUGAUGAUCAGAAAUACUCUUUCAGGGACUAAUUGACCAGCGAAUACUCGGUUUAUUACAUAAUCACACCCUGUAAUUUAAUUAAGUAUACUAUAGGGUUUAUACUAUGUAUAUUGAGUUGUGGAGAGUUGAUAUUAAAUUACAAAGUUAAGGCCUAUUUGCCAGCACUGGAGAAUAUUUUAACUCAAAUUAGCCUUCCAACCCAGCUAUUUCCCCAUAUAUUAUAUUUACAUACCUCCCAGAUUAGAGGUGAGAAAACAGGACAUAGGGUGGAUCCAUGGGAAGUGGGCCAAUUACACAACUUGCUUUACAUGGGAUGUCCAAAGGGGUGAUCUAGCCAUAAUAUAAGGACGACCCACCCAGAAACGGAGUGAGUCAGCCUAGCAUGAAUGCAUACCGGGGUGACAGGCAGCCUCCCUGGCCGGCCCACUCAGGGCAGAUCACACACACAGCACUUUUGAAGUGCUCUGGACGUAGGCUCAAUGCCAUAAGUUUAAUUAGCGUACUGCUAAGAAUGUCUAAUGAUACUCUCAUGGCAUACUGCAAGCGUGUCUAUUAAUACUCUCGUGGUGUACUGCAAGCGUGUCUAUUAAUACUCUUGUGGUGUACUGCAAGCAUAUCUACUAAUACUCUUGUGGUGUACUACAAGUGUGUCUAUUAAUACUCUCGUGGUGUAACGCAAGUGUGUUUAUUAAUACUCUCGUGGUGUACUGCAAGCCUAUCUACUAAUACUCUCGUGGUGUACUGCAAGUAUAUCUAUUAAUACUCUUGUGGUGUACUGCAAGCUUGUCUAUUAAUACUCUUGUGGUGUACUGCAAGCGUGUUUAUUAAUACUCUUGUGAUGUACUGUAAGUAUGUCUAUUAAUACUCUUGUGGUGUACUGCAAGCUUGUCUAUUAAUACUCUUGUGGUGUACUGCAAUCGUGUCUAUUAAUACUCUUGUGGUGUACUACAAGCGUGUUUAUUAAUACUCUAGUGGUGUACUGCAAGUAUGUCUAUUAAUACUCUUGUGGUGUACUGCAAGCUUGUCUAUUAAUACUCUUGUGGUGUACUACAAGCAUGUUUAUUAAUACUCUAGUGGUGUACUGCAAGUAUGUCUAUUAAUACUCUUGUGGUGUACUGCAAGCUUGUCUAUUAAUACUCUUGUGGUGUACUGCAAGCGUGUUUUUUAAUACUCUCGUGGUGUACUACAGGCGUGUUUAUUAAUACUCUCGUGGUGCACUGCAAGCGUGUCUAUUAAUACUCCUGUGGUAUGCUGCAAGCGUGUCUAUUAAUACUCUCACAAUGUACUGCAAGCCUGUCUAUUAAUACUCUCGUGGUGUUCUGCAAACAUGUCUAUUAAUACUCUCACAGUGUGCUGCAAGCGUGUCUGUUGAUACUCUCAUGGCGGACUGCAAGUAUGUCUACUGAUACACUCAUGCUGAUAUUAAGGAACUAACUUGGUGGAACAGGAGCCUGAAUUCAGGAUAGUCCUGCCAAACCUGGAAUGGUAUGGAGCUAUGUAUGCAUAGGCAACUCACCGCCAUUGCUUAGUGAAUGGACAUUUAGGACGCUAUUGAUUAUCUAUGUGAUUAAUCUAUCUCGAAUUAUUCUUAGUGUGAGUGCAGGGUUUUAAUGCAGUGCAGUGAAGUUAUUAUACAGCAUUGCAUGGAGUUAAAAUUGCAGGUGUCGCGUUUUAAAAAACCAAAGCCCCUAAUUGUUUUGCUACACAGCAAUUCCCCUGUUUACAUUGAAUUCCCGACAAUUUUCACUUUAGUUAAUAACCCUGAAAAUGUAUUUUUAUAACAGCUUCAGACAAGUGUUUAAUCUAGUUGCUAUGAACUAGGGUCCAAGCUCAUGGAACAUCUUACCACGCUUAAAUGCUUGUCAGCCAAUUACCUACAUGAGCAUAAAUGCUAGUUAGUAUUUAUUUUUAACUUUACAGAAACACUCUACGCCUUCGUUCAAAAUCUCAGCUCUCACAAAUAUUUCCCGAUGCUCUUUCUGGAAAUAUAAAUGGAGGAUCUCUUUUGACAGUGAAUGGUUUGGGUGGCACAGAAGAACUUGUAGAACCACCUGUAUCUAAAAAGGUAUGAUGUUUAAACAAUUAACAAUUAUAGAAUACAUAGUGGUUUAUCAAAGAAAAAAAAUAAAACUAAAACAAAACAGGUAGGUUUCCUUAAAAAUACUAUGGGAGCUAAUUAAAUAAAGAAUCACUUAAUUAGCUCCCAUAGUAUUUUUAAGGAAAUCUACCUGUCCAAUUAUGUCUACUCUAAAAUAUACUCAAGUAGAGAUUGUAGCCAUAUUAGUCCAGUGAUGGAGAUGUAAAAAGCAGAUAAGAUUUGUAGCUUGUAAUACCUUUUUGAUUUUAGAAUUUUCUGUUUUUUUACAUCUAAACUAUACUCAGAAUUCUAAUUUUCUAAUUUCAACUCUAAAAUUGUAUGAUUCAAAUGCUCGAUAUGCAAUAUUGUGUAUUGUGUUCUACCUAAAUGUGCAAUCAAUUCUAGAUUUUCUGAAUUCAAUCAUAGUCAUGCGUCAGAGUGAUUAUUUAAGGUGACUGAUCAUGUAAGCUAACUGUGAAUUUACAAAGCAAAUGUUCGUGAACAAUAUAUAUUAUACAGUUAGCUAUAUUCAGCUGGUUUUUAUUCCUGUGCACAUCAUUAAUAAAUUAUUGCUAAUGUCUCUUGGUUAUUUUGUGAUUGUAGUGUAGUGAGUUGAGAAUCACCUUGAUAAGUGAAAUAGCAGAGCCGAAAUAGGAAAUCAGCUAAAUUAGACCUGUAGAACCCGAGUUGCAUGUCAGUUGUCAAUUCACCACAUCCUGUGAGCUUGUGAUCUUACAUCAUUUUUUCUUGUUAUACAUUUCCCAAGAUUUUCUCGGAUUCCAAAAACUGUUACUCUUGAUUGCUGAUGUUCAAUCAAAGGGCCAUGUUUCUAAUUAGAGACAGGGAUGUCCUUUUGUUGUUAAAAAAAAUGCUGAUUUUUAUUUAUUUGAUUUUCAAUUUGAUGUGUUCCUUUACUGCAUUAGACUUUUAAAAAAAUCUUGAAGUUACCUGUAAACCAGUGAAAGUAGAGUCUCAUCACUGCAGCCUGAUCUGUCUCAUUAAGCAGGAUGAUCGCUGCUUAAUCAGAUGUUUCUUGUAGAGAUGUUUUGAAGACACAUGUGAGUCACUAAUAGCUAUCUGCCAAUUCAGUGCUUCUCAGUGUUGCAAACCUGAGGGACACCUGCUGCCAUUUAAUGAGAGAAGAUGAAAUAGAUGACUGUAACACCCACUAAACUCAGGCACGACAUCUAUGUCCCAGUGAUGCCUUUAUUCCUCUAGAAUGUAAACUCAUUUGAGCACACUCUCUGUUCCUGUGCGUCCAACUGGUCUUCUUGCAAGUACUUAUCUGUUAGUCCACCUAUUGUGCAGCGCUGCGGAAUAUGUUGGCGCAUUAUAAGUAAUAAUAAUAAAAAGAUAUAUGCCUGCCCCUUAACCCUUGCACUGCCCUAACACACUAUACUACACAUUAACCAUUAACUCUAAAUUACACUGUCACUAACACUAGCAAUCAAACUCUACACUACCUUAAUAGUUACGCUAACCCUUACCCCCCUUGCCCUCCCCCCAAAAAAAAUAUAUAUACAUAAUAGCAAAGCAUGUAUUAAGGAAAAACAGUGUCAUCUUGGGUUUUGGAGACAUUUGUAAAUGUGAUUAUAUUGUAUCCAAAACCGCUCAAUGGAUUUAUUUUCAUGAUUCACCUUUAUGUGUCUUCUAUAUUUUUGGGAAUAUUAUUUUCCUUUUUAAGUUGUAAAAUAUAGAUAUCUUUUGCUGUGGUUUUCAGAAUAAGAAGAAACACAAGAAAAAACCAAAGACGGCAGUUGUGACCAGAGUUUUGAAAUACAAUAAACCGGAAUGGCCAUAUCUCUUGGUUGGAUCUAUAGGAGCUGCCAUUAAUGGGACAGUAACCCCACUUUAUGCUGUACUGUUCAGCCAGAUACUUGGGGUAAGAUACAAACUUAGUAAUCAGAUUGGCACUCAUUAUAUUAACAUUGUAGAAGAAAAUUGUCUGGUAGUUUUACAUUUCUAAUUCACAUUAUUUUUUUUAAGUCUGACUUAUUUUUAUAUAAGAUGCUGAUGAUGAAAAAUGUUAUUGAAUCCAUGGGGAAGGGCAUUGUACAUUCUAAUUCUAUUAUAUGGAAUAAUAUAUGAGAGUCAUCUUUACAAAUAAAAUAGAAAGGGAGGUUUGUGGGAAUUGUUAUAAUUAUGCGAUCUAUUAAGCCACAGACAGAAAUCCAUGUCUAUACUGAUUCUAGAUUGCGGUGAAUUGAUCUUUUCUUUUUUAAACCAGGGUUUAUGAAUAAUUGCUAUGGGUUUUGCAAGUUUUUAAUGGUAGAGAAUUAAGCAGGGACAUGAUCUAUACACUAAAAUUGCUUACUUAAACUAAAGUCUUGAUGCCUAUAAUAUCCCUUUAAAGGGACACUGUAGUCACUAUAAUCAUUUCAUCUCUUUGAAUUGGUUAUAGUGCCUGGAGUACCCUGGCACUGUCCCUCCAUUCAGUGUUGCACCAUGUUCAUGCAGUAUGCCACAAAAUAAGUGUUCCUGGCCACCCACAGUCAGGCCCCUUCAGUAUGUGUAGCUAAGGUAGAGAUUACACACUUCCUUGUUCUCAUACCCAUUCAUACCGUCAGUUGGAACUCUGACAGGCUAAAAGCAGUCAGCUGACACUCUCAGACAAUCACAGCUGCCUAUUGCUGCUCAGGCUAAUACUUCCUUAUUAGCCAAAGCAGCACAGAGAGGAUGGAUUGCCGGGGACACUUGUUUAGCAUUAAAGCAUUAAAACUUUAAAACUGUUUAAUGCUGAAAGAAAUGAUGGCACCAGGGGACUCCAGACACUAUAACCAGUUUAAUGAGAUGAAGCAGAUACAGUGCCUACGGUGUCCCUUUGCAUGAAUAAACAGAAACAGAACGGUAGGAAUCGCUGGCUUCACAACAUCAUAGUGUUGAUAACCUGAAGACUUCAAUAGUAUUAAACACAAUCUUUAGAAAUAUUAUAAAUUCUUUCUGUUUGGCUAAAAAUGCAUUUAUAAUAGCACGGACCACUUGAUUGAAGAGUUUUAGAAUGUAUAAAAAAAAAUUUUCAAGUCUCUCUUCUUCUGUUUUAGACAUUUGCAUUACCGGAUGUGAAUGAGCAAAGGAGACAAAUAAAUGGAAUAUGCCUUCUCUUUCUUGGCCUCGCCGGAGUAUCAUUUGUUACCCAGUUCUUGCAGGUAAUAUAGAGUUCUUGCAUGUGAUCUAGAGAAAGUGAGAAUCGGGUGGCUACUGAUGUGCCUGUUGGGGAUGGUUACAAAAUAAAUGUGACUCCUAGUUUAAAAAAAACUUAAAUUGGAUCUUAAAGAUGGAAAAUGUAGAUUUCAUAAUUAGUUUUUCAAAUUUUCCUGAUGGCUAUGAGAUGCUUCACAGGGUCUCACCGAUAAAAUACAUCUAUUUUCAUGAAUUACAACAUUAUAUGACAAUGGUAUAUAAAUAUAUACUCCCUAAAUGUUGCUCUAAUUUAAAGUUCUAUCCAAUUAAAUUUGUCUUUCAAAAUAUAUCGUAGUUUGAAUGAUUAUUUUAAAUAGCUGUUUUGGAGACAUUUUAGUUAUGAUUUAGUAACUUCCUUUUACGUUUAAACUCCUCUUUGCAAAUGCUCUACAAUUAUUAACCUCUGUACCCUGAAACCCCUCCCUUAUUUUUAUUCUUCUAACUGAUGUUUUUAUGACAAAUCAGCUUUCACCAGGAAGUCGAAAGAAAGUAAUGGAGAUGAAUAAAAUAAGGCAAAUUACUGCUUGAUAAAAGCCACUGAUAGGGUAAAGUGGGUGACGGAAUACAAUUUACAGAAAAGUCAAGGAGACUUAGUUUAAUUAGGCACCCAAACAACUUUUGUUUAAAAAAGCAAUUUUGGUGUAUAGAUCAUGCCCCUACAGUCUGACUGGUCAAUUCCCUGCCAAUUAGGAGUUAAAUCACUUUGUUUAUGGAGCCAUAGCCACACCUCCCUGCAUGUCAGUUGUACCUUCCUAAACAUUUCCUGUAAAGAGAGAUCUAAUGUUUAAAGUUUCAGUCUGUUCAAUUUAGAAUUUCUUAACUCCUACUCUAAUAAUUGCUUUCUAAACCCUACAGAAAUCCACUAGCGUUUGCGGAAUAUGUUAAAAUGUUAGAUGUGUUAAAAUUCAAUUAACAGAGUAGGAGAUAAACACUUCUAAACCAAGUCAACAUGUGAUUGAAAUUUAAACCAUUUUUUUCAUGCAGGUUGUGUGAGUCACAGCCAAGGGAGGUGUGGCUAUGGCUCCAUGGGAAUAAACAAAAGUGAUUAACUCCAUAAUGGCAGAGAAUAAAGCAGUGAUACUGCAGGAACAUAAUUUAUACCCAAAACUGCUUUAUUAAGCUAAAUAUGUUUUGAUGCUUAUAGUUUUACUUUAAUACAUAAAUUAAAUACAUCAUUUUGAACAGAACAUAUUAUUUCUACAAGAUGUUUUAGAAAAUACUCCCUGGCUACGUAGCUUUCUAUAAAAUCAAAAAAAAAAUUUAGUUACAUAUACAGUUCAGACAUCCGGGGUGCACAGUCAUCUUAAAGAAAGAAUUAAUAAUAUAUAUAUUUGUAUACGUUCCAAUUACAUGCAAAUGCCCUCACACUGUUUUAUUAACAGAAAAUGGUAUAUUCAUUAUCAUCUUAUCUUUGAUACUGCUCUCUUUUUUUCUCACUCUCGGGCUCUAACAAAAAUGUGUAUCUUAUGCUAAUAUUUAGAAUGCAGGUGAUAACGUUUAUGCUGAUAUAUCAAAGUAUCAUAAUAUAAUGCAAGGAUGUGAAUUAGAAAUCCUUUCUUUGACAGCUCUUCCCCAUAAAUUGCCGCUCAUCAUUCUUGAGCAUUUUGGUUUAAAGAACAGUAGUUUAUAAAAAAGUAACAUCAAAAAGCUUCAAAUAAUCACUGUCACUUCUUCUUUCUAUUGUAAUGACAGUUUAAUGAGAAAAAUUACUCUUUGAACAAUGAAACUAUCUUUCAAAGAGGCAAUGUGCUUUAAUGUCAUGUUAAAGUAUAUAGAUAACGAUGUGAUGUUGUGUUUGCUCCUCCUAAAUACACAUCUAACCACAUGCACAAGCAGCAAACAGCAGUAAAUCCAGAAUAUUUUAAAGGGGCAGUAAAUCCCAUAAACUGUAUGUUCCUCACUGUGGUGGCAAUCAUUGGAGGCCUGAAAUAUAGCUGAUCUAUUCUUUAAAAUUGGGCAAGCUAAUAGAAAGAAAUAAUAGAAAUUAGAAAAUAUUUCCAUGAUGUAAGUGAGGUUGCAGGGUUAAUCGCUAGUGGAUUUCACAGUUAAGGCUGAAGAAUUUGAAAUGGAAGCAUAGCUGAGAAUGUUUCCAAUUUGGCUAUUUUUGUUUUGAUUUUGAAAUUCACUUUGAAUUGUCACUUGAGAGAAUAACCCUGUAAGGUUAUUUAAGAAGCGUGCACCACUUUGGAAUGUAAUCAGAAAGUUACAUUUCAGAUCACAUUGUUAUGUAACAAUAUAAUGUGACAGUCACUAUACCUGCAUAGUUUAGAUGUACAGAGGAAUUAUAGACCGUAAGAAUGGUCACUACUUUAGACAAGAUCCACCGUCAAACAGUGUCUUAAAUAGACCAAGUAUUGCACAAGUUGUUAGUACAGGAAGAAAGGGCUUAUGCCUGAAAAUGCUUUCCGGUAGAGUAUGUAACAAAAAAUUUCAAGAGUUCUUCAAAGCUCCACUUCUAUAAAAAGAAUGUUACAUACUCUACAAGAAAACAUGGAGGUGCUACCCCUUUCUUCCUGUACUACCAUCUUCUAUUUAAUUGGAAUAAGGAGAGACUUCAGAUUGGGUGUUCGAGCAGCCUACUCUCAUCCAACCAAUACAACUUAAGUGCUGAACCACCGUAGACUAUUCCACAAGCUGCUAGGCCUAAUCAGUUCUUGUCUGAUUUAAUCUUGCAUGCUCUGAUCAACAUGAGUUAUAUUUUUUUUCAGGGUUUUGCAUUUGCAAAAUCUGGAGAGCUACUUACUCGACGUUUAAGAAGAGUGGGAUUUCAGUCAAUGCUGGGCCAAGAAAUUGGAUGGUUUGAUGACAACAAUAACAGCCCUGGAGCUUUGACCACUAGACUUGCUACUGAUGCAUCACAAGUUCAAGGGGUACGGUAGAGUAUCAGCACAACGUAAUGCUUACAUCCAAAUAGAUGUUUUAAAUGCCCAAUCCACUUGCCCACAAUUGCCCUUCUAGUGGAUGAAUAAGGCAUGCCCAGUACCGUAGUCCUUUCCCUUUGACCAUUACCCUAAGUAAAAUACCUGAUUAUUGGAUCAGUUUUCUUCACCAUCCUAAGAAAGGAAAUAAGUUAGCACUACUGGUUAAAUGAAUCUUAACCCAGAAUAAAGGGGUUAGGGGUAUUAGGGGAAGUAUAUACCAUUAAUUUUAAAAGUCCUGAUGUAUGUAGCUUGAAAAAGCCUUUUCAUUGUCACAUGAGACUACAGUAUUGUCAACAAAAGUAUAGUAGUAACAUGUGUGUUUAAUUAAUCUGUAUAAAUCCUAUAUAGUAUUUAAAGGAUCACUAUAGUGUCAGGAAAACAAAGCGGUUUUCCUGGCACUAUAGUGCUCUGAGGGUGCCCCCACCCUCAGGGUCACCCUCCCGUGGCGCUGAAGGGGUUAAAACUCCUUCAGCAGCUUAUCUUAUUCCAGCGCCAGGCUACCUCGGCGCUGGUGACCUCUCCUCCCCCUCCGACGUCAGCGGAGCCGUCCGAUGUCACAGGAUCCGAAUGCGCAUGCGAGGCAAGUGCCGCGUGCGCAUUCAAGCUGUCAAUAGCAAAGCAUUUCUCAAUGCAUUCCUAUGGACGCACUGCGCGAUGGAGGCAUAAUAUGCCUCCAGCGUCGCAGAUGCGCCUCUAGUGGCUGUCAGGAAGAUAGCCACUAGAGGCUGGCUUAACCCCAAAUGUAAACAUAGCAGUUUCUCUGAAACUGCUAUGUUUGCAUCUGAAGGGUUAAAACCUGAGGGACAUUGCACCCAGGCCACUUCAUUAAGCUGAAGUGGUCUGGGUGACUAUAGUGUCCCUUUAAUAUCAAACAGGACUAUUAAUGGGUUUUGAGUGUUUUUCAAGCAAAAUGUAUUAGUAAUAAUUGCAUGAAAUUGACAUUUACAGAAACAAAUUAUCAGGAGACUUGCUAGUGGAGGACUUACAGGAUCUGUUUGCCCAAUUUGGAUACAUAACAGGCACAAGUCUAAUUUUUACACUUCUUCAUUGUUAGCCCCAAGUCCCAUGUAAUACAGAGAAAGACAUAACAGCUCUAAUUAUGUUAUUUGUCAUAGUGCAACAUUAUGGCACCAUAUUUGGAGUUAACUGUAUAGCACAGUGGAAGAGGGUGUGGGUGUACGGUUUUAAUGCUGUGGGGGGAAGGGUUAAUACAGCAUAGUUUAGGGUUAUUAUAACAGGUGUGGAUUUUAUAAAAUGCUAUAUCAAAAUAGAAUGUAGCUUUUGAUUUAGCAUUACCUGUAUAGGACUACCAAUACAAGAUAAACUUAAGAUUACAUGCACUGUGUUAAAAAACUGGUUGCUGAUGAUGGGUUUAAUUUACUAUUUCACAUUUGCAGUAUUCUGUGACUAAAAUAACAUUUAAACAAGUCUAAUUGUUAUUAUGUACACUUUAGGCCACAGGUGCUCAGAUUGGAAUGAUUGUGAAUUCGGUGACGAACAUCCUCGCUGCUAUUAUAAUUGCAUUUUACUUUAGUUGGAAGCUGAGUUUGGUUGUUCUAUGUUUCCUGCCACUAAUUGGAUUGUCCGGAGUUCUUCAAGCUAAAUUGCUUACAGGGUUUGCAAAUCAGGACAAAGAAGCUUUGGAAGAAGCUGGGAAGGUAAUUAACUGUGUUCAGAGAAGUAGCAGAAGUAGCAGAAAUGAUAGCUAAAGUACCAUAAUUUGGAAAAAUACUGAAUGACAUUAAUAUAGUCAAGGUCAUCACAGCAGUGGAUAUGGACAUGUGCAUCGCAUCUACAUGCCCCAAUCCUUACUGUCACAAUGUCAACAUGGGAAUGUACAUAUAGUAUGGUUAAAUAAUUCAUACUGCCGUAGAAUCAGGCAAAUGAGCACUCACUGCCAUUAUCAAACACAUAUUAUUUACCUUUCAAGGUCAUAGAGGUAAUAACAAAAACUCCUAUUGAAACUAUAUGAAAUCUUUACAUUUGCUACAUUAAAUACAUUGAUUUUUUUUAUACUGUUUAAAGUGAUACCAUGUGUGAUUAGCAUUUUAAUUACAUCGUCCAUAUUCUCCAGAAGAUGACAUUUGCUGUUUUAUAGAACUUGUGUGUCCAUGGAAUUUUAAUGAAAGGCUCAGUUCCCUAAAGGGUGAAAUUUUGCCGCCAUGCUAUGCAGCUAAACUAUGACCAGUUUAGUAAGAAUUAAUACACGUACGAUAGUUCAGAGGGUUAGCUAGAUUUCAUGAUAAUUUUUGGUAUAACUUUUGAAAGCUGAUUCUCAAUUUGAACCAUAUUUACUAUGUGCAAAAAUAAGCAAAGACUGUUGAAGUUCCACCGAGUAGAACUUUAAUAGGCGCUUGUGUUUCCUGUUGUACUUUGUAUAAAUCUCUUCACUGGUAAUCGUCCACUGCAGUUUGUUAUUAGACCAAAUUGAGGUUGCACACGCUCAGUGACAGGAUAUUUUGCACUGCGUUGUACUAAAGUAUGUAGAGGCGAAUUCCCAGCAAUCCAAAGGAACACAGAAAAGCUUGGCACAUGUAGUAAUAUCCAAAUAUCCAAAAGGCAGAGUUUAUUUCAGGAAGAGAUGCAGUAACAUUUUGGCUCACAUCCUGAGCAUUUUUCAAACCUUGAUAGAGACUCAGGAUGGAGACCAAAACGUUUACUUGAUAAAGACUCAGGAAGGAAGCUGAAACGUUACCUUGAUAAAGAUUCAGGAUGGAGGCCGAAACGUUACUUUGAUAAAGGUUCAGGAUGGAGGCUGAAACGUUACCUUGAUAAAGGUUCAGGAUGGAGGCUGAAACAUUACUUUGAUAAGGCUCAGGAUGUGAGCUGAAACAUUGCCGUGAUAAAGGCUCGGGAUGUUAGCUGAAAUGUUACUGUACCACUUCCUAAAAUAAACUCUGCUUUUUUUGGAUAUUACUACGUGUGCCCAAGUUUUCUGUGUUUUGCUGCAUGUUGUUAUGGCAGAUUGGAUUUACCAGUGUAGUCCCUGACUAACACAACUUUUUAUUAAUCUACCUUCAUGAAGAAAAUGUUUUCUUACCAUAAUAUACAUAUGUCCCACACCAGGAAAUAUUGCCCACAAAGAAAGGCAGGCAAUUUCUUAAUGUUCUCCUCUCUCAAUAUAUAUACUAGAAUGCACAUAAACUAUAACAUGAAAAGCAGUAAAUCUUUCCCUAAUGAUGCUUUCACUUUAAAUCAAACUGUGCAGUUUUGUGAUGACUUGCAUAAUUUACUAGAUAUAUGUUGUAGAUGGACUAUAUCCCUUUAACAGAAAGUUGACCUCCUGUACUUACCAAUUAUUGAAAUAGCCCAGCAAUCUGGAUAAUCAUUGUCACAAAGCUCUUUACAGAUACGAAUUAGCCAACUGUCAGGGAAAGCCAAUCAUUAUUUAUAUAUACUGUAUUGGAGGUUACAAAAGAAGUCUGAUCAAUUCUAAUUAAUCUUUUUCCAAUUAGACUUAAAGCAUAGCUGUCAUGAAAAACAUGGUUGCACUUAAAAAAACAAAAAGAUAAAACGUGCUAAUCAAAAAUAAAUCCUGUUUAUAGACAAUAUUUUUUUUUAGACAGUAGUUUCCAUUGUAUUUAUUGUAUAAUGUAUAGAACAAUAAAUUAACAAAGUAUAUGAUAAAAUCUAAUGAAACACACAUUCUUUUCUGGGAUUGAGCCACAUACACCGUGAGCAGACGUGAGCAAAAACACUUUUCCAGACAGAUAUUUUUAGGGACAAGUAUACAUUAACCGGGUUAUUUAGUAAAAUGAGAAUUCAGAGUGAAUUUAAAGUAAAAUUCAAAGUGACUCAGUCACUCCCCACCCUGUAAAUGAGAUGUCAAAACGAUAAAAUCUUUUAAAAUCACACAAAAAAAAAUACAAUUUAAAAUUUUACAAGUUCUGGGUAUGCCCCCAAUUCCAUUUUUUUUUUUGUAAAGAUUAAAUCUUUAUAAAAACAGUUUUGGAAUUUUACUGAAAUUCCGACCCAGUCAAAGGAUAUACUCAGACAAAGUAGUAUUUUUCCUCCUUUUGACACUUCUUGACAGUGGGUGGAACUACUGUCAUCAAGAAAUGUCAAUCCCACAGACGUUAUUAGUGACAGCUGCAGGGAAUUGGCUCUGUUAAUGAAGGGUCCCAGUCUCGCUGGAUCCUCCAUAGACCUCGAUGCUGUACUGUCACGUAUGCACAAGAGUACAGCCGUGACGUCUGCUCCUAGCAAGAGGACCAGCAGAAGAUGAUGGCGGCACCCCCGAGGAACAGGUUCAGGUAAGUUAAACUCACCUUUCCCUGCCCCAUGGCUACCGGUUCCCCAGCAGCGAUGUCACUAUCGGGGGUCUUUGACGAUGACAGUUUUGCUUUAAGGUCAAAAUACCUGCAAUGGAAAAAUUCUCUAAGACGGCUAUGUUUUUAGUUCGCUACUCUGGCCGUAAAUCUGAAAUUCACUUGGAAUUCUCCCUUCCUCUUUAUCUAACCAAUUUAAAUACGGUAUUUGCCUAGCAUAAUGUCAAUAUUAAAUCGCAUUAUAGUGAAGAGGUUAUUUUGUCCUAUUUCUCCAUAUUUUUGGUUGACAGAUACCUUUUCUACCAUUAACUAAAUGUUUCCUUUUUCAGGUGUCAAGUGAAGCAAUAAGUAACAUUCGAACUGUCGCUGGACUAGGAAAAGAAAAAAUGUUUGUGGAAAUAUAUGAAAAGCAGCUAGUUUUGCCGUACCGAGCAGCCGUUAAAAAGUCCCAUGUGUACGGAGCUUGCUUUGGGUUUGCCCAGUGCGUCAUUUAUCUGGCUUAUGCUGCAUCGUUCCGAUUUGGAGGAUAUUUAGUCACUUUUGAUGGUAUCAGCUAUAUCGUAGUUUUCAGGUAUAAUACCUUAAUUCAAAAUUCAACUAUAACAAUAUAGACUUAUAAAGGCGCAGUUCUUUCCAAACCUUUUUGCUUGACUUAUGUGGAAUCUGAACUACUGUGUUUUGUUAAAGGAAAGGAGGAUUUGGCUGCUGAUAUCAUUGGCCACUAACCAUUACUUUUCUUUCUCUUUGGGAAGAGAAAGGCUGUAUUGUGCAGCAAGAUCUAAUGUACAUUAACAGUGUUCCAUAGUAUACCACUUGGGGGCGCUAAAUCCAACUAGAAUUAAAUGAAUAGUUUUCAGUUGGUGAUUUAGAAGAAGACAGCAGGUAUUAUAGAGGGACCACGUACGUUCCAGCUCCAAAUUAAUAUUUUAAGACUAUUUCAGUCAAAUCAUUUUUGCAGUAAUUAUUGGCAAAUCAGUUCCGUUUCUCCUUUUUUUUUUCUUUUUUUUUGUAUUUAUUUUUAUAAUACUAAUUUGGUUGACAUAAAUAAAAGUUUCAAUAAAAUUAUAUAUUUUUUGCUAAGAAAUGUGUAAAGCACAAUAUGCAGAUGGAAUGGUUUUUUUUCUUUCUCUGCAGAGUGAUAUAAAGUAUAUUUUUUUUACAUGAUAGUAGAACCAUAGCAGGCACAUAGAAAAUAUAGUUCCAGGUUCAACUUUUAUCUUGUCCAAGUUUAUUAAAUAAAUGAAUAAAUAAAUAAAAGUCAAACACAGAGCUUCAUUUGAAAACAAUGUUGUAAAUGUUUUUUUGAAAAGUAUAUAAAUCAUACUCAGUUUGAAAAGUUACCAUUAUCUGAUAAACAUUUUUAUAAAAAAUGGCCCACGCUGUCUUUGUGUGGCCUUUGCCUGCCUUCUCAUCCACAAUACCAUGUAUAACUGUAGUUUAAUAGAUCUCAAAAUGUUUUAAAGAAAUACUCCAAACACCAACCCGUACAGUGCACCCACAGAUGUUCCCUGGUGCACCCUCACUGUAAUUAAGCAAAACUGUUUGCAAUGAUUUGACUUCUUAUCUGGGGUCCGCCGGGUUCUGUGCACUCCUAGCACCAUAACUACUACAGUGCGCUCUAUUGGUAUGUAGCUUGGAGAGUUUCUUUAAUUGUAAUGAGAAAGUGCCUCUAGUGACUCUCUGUCUUACAGAGGAAUGUUUUAGGCAAAUUGUAAACACUGCAAUUUCCCAAAAACAGCAAUAUUUUUUAUUCCUGGACAAAAUGAGGCUCAUGUAUGCACCAAACCCACUACAUUAAACAUGAGGGUUUUUGGUUCUAGAAUGUCCCUGUGAUUAGUCUGUUUGAAAAGGCCUGAAAAAAAUGUUUAUAUAACUUCUACUGGUAAUUAAUUAUAAAAAUCUGUUCUUAGUUUACACGGGUUGUGCUGUGAACUCAUUAAACGUCUUCGUCUUUCACAAUCUUUAGAGUGAUAUCUGCUAUAGUGAUGAGUGGAACGGCCUUAGGAAGGGCAUCUUCUUUUACUCCUGAUUACGCCAAAGCAAAAAUCGCAGCCGCUCAGUUCUUUAAGUUAUUGGAUCGCGUCCCAAAGACAAGUGUUUACAGUACAAAUGGAGAGAAAUGGGUGAGAUAUUUCUUCUGCAUUUGAAAUAAUAUUUCUAUAAGGUGGAUAGAUAAAAACUGAUGGGGAGAGCAAAUUAUGUUUACUAUGGAUAAUAUCUGAGAAACAGGACUUAAUAAUUUUAGUAUGAAUAAUAAGUCCGGAUUGCUAGAUCUAUUUCAUUUAUAUGUUUCUACAGAGUUCUGGAUUCUGUUUGCAGAUCCUUGUUUUAUCCACAGACUAUGAAACAGCUUUCAGAUUGUAAUGGGUAAUAGUAACUGCCCACCUGGGACUCAACUGAUCCAUAAAUAUGCACAUUUAAGCUUAGUAUCCCCUAUCGAGUCAUAGCUGUGAAAUGUAAUUGGUCACAGUGGUAUGUUUUUUCUUGCACAUGGAUUGAAACGUUUUACAUUGAUAACACAGCUCAGCAAAUUCCAAGGGCUCCGGUGACUUCUGUAAAGUAAAUGUGGAAAUAAAGAAGUUGCUAUCAAAAUAUGAAAUCCCCUCAGGACGUUCUCUCAUUGAAAAUGAGGAUGCUUGGAUUGUGCCAUCUGUCACUUAGAACCGAGCACUUCUUCUUACAAAAUGUCCCUGAAAUAUUACAGGAUGAUGGUGACUGUGACAUAGAAAAUUCAAUGGAUUUUGCAGCCAGAGACAUUAUGUCCCUGCUGCAAUUUUAAAAUGAAUACCAGCUUUGUUUUCUGUUAAAGAAACCUUCAAAAGCACCAUAACCACUACUGCCCAAUGUAGAGGUUAUGGCUCCAGCAGGUCCCCAAGCCAUGGUUAGUAGUCAAACAUUAUUUUUAAGUGGUUUGAAUUCUUACCAGUCCACUGGGUGCCACUUUCCUCUUCCUUUACGAUCACCCAUAAGUACAGUUAAAGUGGCUAGUAAAAACCACUUGAAAACAUAAAAAAUCAUUUUUAAAAUAACACUUUAGCUUAGCAUAUUAUAAUAAGAUUACUUGAUUAAUCAUAUUAUAUGAGUUUACUGGUAACUCAAAACUCAGACCCAGCUCUCCUUCCAACAUAGAACAAGGAACGGCAGAGAAAUUUACCUGGAACACGCGCUACAUAUAUAUUAAUAAGCUGCAGAUUUAUAAAACAAGAAAUGUAGGACUGUUAUCACUUCCUAUUGAAUACCAGCUUUUUGGUCAUUGUUGAUCUUUUCUGUUCUUUGCACUCUAUAUUGGUAAUCUGCAGUCUAUAUAGCAAUACACUGGAAUCUAUAUAACAUUUUUACUUAUGUAUAAUAGUACCUAAAUGAACCCAUAUAAAAAUAUCCAUUGAUAUUAUAUCUUUAUAUCUGUGGCAGAGAGAGUGUUACGCCUGGACAGCACCAGAGUCAAUGAGAUUAAUCUGCAGUGUGAUUAUUGCUAAUUGAAAUCUAUGGCAGUCAUGUAAUUCAGUGAGAUAGAAAAUAAAAAUGGUUCAUUUCCAUGCUCUGGUGAUUAUUUAUUGGUUACCAUAACUCUACAAAUUUAGAAUAGUCUUCAUUAAUCAGAAUAUCUUAAAAUUACGCAGGACAAUUUUAAAGGUGACAUUGAGUUCCUGAACUGUAAAUUCACAUAUCCAAGCCGUCCAGUUACGAUGGUUCUACGAGGGCUCAAUAUUUCCGUAAAAUCUGGACAGACUCUUGCUUUCGUCGGAAGCAGCGGUUGUGGAAAGAGCACCAGUGUCCAACUGCUUGAGCGGUUCUAUGACCCCGAUGAAGGGACAGUUGUAAGUAGAACAAUUUUUAUUUCAUUAACCCCUUCACUACGAGCAUUUUGCAGAAAAAAAGAACCACAGAAUCCGAGUAUUUUGGGUAACCUAGAAAGCAAUGUUUAAAUGGAAUUUUCAUUUUAGCAUGCCUAUAUAGUGCAUUAUUUAAUGAAAACAAAAUUUUUAAUUUUGCCUGGACAAAAAAAAGCUUUUAGAAAUAAUUGACCAAUUAAUGAGGUUACAGAUAUAAAAAACCUUAUUGUAAAUAAAUACUAUUUCUCAAUACGUAACUUACUUUUUUUUUGCUCACAGUUUAUAAUCUUCUCACCUAUACAUUGUCUAAUGUGCACUCUGUGACUAAUGACAGAGUGAGGGAGGGAGGGAGUGACUAGUGACAGAGUGAGGAGGAGGUGACUAGUGACAGAGGAAGAGAGGGGGUGACUAGUGACAGAGUGAGGGGGUGACUAGUGACAGAGGGAGAGAGGGGGUGACUAGUGACAGAGUGAGGGGGUGACUAGUGACAAAGGGAGAGAGGGGGUGACUAGUGACAGAGUGAGGGGGUGACUAGUGACAGAGUGAGGUGGUGACUAGUGACAGAGGGAGAGAGGGGGUGACUAGUGACAGAGUAAGGAAGGGAGGGGGUGACUAGUGACAGAGGGAAGGAGGGGUGACUAGUGACAGGGUGAGGGAAGGGGUGACUAGUGACAGACUGAGGGGGAGGUUACUGGUGACAGAGUGAGGGAGGGGGUGACUAGUGACAGAGUGAGGGAGUGACUCCCCAUCUUCCACUUGCUUCCCGUGGUCUUUCCCCAUCUUCCCCUUUUAUUUCCUACCUCUCUUUGCUCCCUCUGGUCUCUCCUAGGCUGCUGCUCCCUUCUCUCGCUAGCUGUGAGAGGUCUAUGUGUGAGGAGAGUACAGGAAGUGAUGUCACCCUAGCCCGGGCCUCUCCCCCAUCACACAGAGUGCCGCAUGGGAUAGGAAGAAGGAGACCUGGUAGAAUGAGAGCAGGUGAAGCUGCCAGGUCUCAUUUGAGGAUGAGGGGAGAGAUAAUGUGCAGAGUGGUAGGUUACUGGGGCCCUGUGCUCCAUCAGGGGCCCCACAAUCUAUCAAUGGACAAGAUCUCUUUUUUUUUAUUUUUUUUGCCGUUCCAGUUGGAGAGCUGCUGGGCCCCUGGCUGUCUCAGGCCCUUAUUCCAUGAUCGAUGUUCCCGAGUGGUCAGUCUGCCACUGGAUGUGACAGAGUGUCUGCAUGUGUGUGUUAAGGGGGAUGAUGAGACAAGGUGUCUGUAUGUGUGUGUUUGGUGGGGUAAUGUGUCAGGGUGUCUGUGUGCAUGCUAGGGAGAGGGCAAUGUGACAGGGUGUCUGUAUGUGUGUGUUUGGUGGGGUUAUGUGUCAGGGUGUCAGUGUGCAUGUUUGGGAGAGGGUAAUAAGACAGGGUAUCUAUAUGUGUGUGGGGGAUGAUGAGACAAGGUGUCUGUAUGUGUGUGUUUGGUGGGGUAAUGUGUCAGGGCGUCUGUGUGCAUGCUAGGGAGAGGGUAAUGUGACAGGGUGUCUGUAUGUGUGUGUUUGGUAGGGUUAUGUGUCAGGGUGUCAGUGUGCAUGUUUGGGAGAGGGUAAUAAGACAGGGUAUCUGUAUGUGUGUGGGGGAUGAUGUGACAGGGUGUCUGUGAGUGCAUGUGAGGGGUAAUGUGACAGGCUGUCUAUAUGUGUGUGAGUGGGGGUAUUCAUAUAUCAGACAGUCUGUCUACUUGUAUUUAGUAUAUAUUCCAAAAGUAUUAUUGUCUGACAAUCAUCACCUCAUGUAUGCCCAACUAUUUUGAUUAUAGGGUUUCCAUCAGCAUUAACACCUAUAUGUUCUACAGUUGUGAACUCAGUUAUCUGAUCUUACCACUCUAGACUUGUGGGUGAAAGGUAGCUAAUGUUUUUCCAGUUCUGCCAAAGAAUGGCAACCUUGCCAAACUAUCCAAACUACCCUAUAAUUGCUACCUUUUGUUAGCUCCAUCCAAUGCUCUGGCUGUCAGACAUAAUUAUUGUAUAUGAUGACUGAUGGUUUCAGAGGUUCAAAGUGCAAUUGGAUAAAUAUUUACAAAAACAUAACAUACAGGGAUAUAAUUUCUAAUUAGUGGGGUAAUAGCUGCUUGCUCCAGGAGACAUCUGACUGCUAUUUUUGGGUCAAGAAGGAAUUUUUUCCUAGUUUGUGGCAAAAUUAGAAGCGCUUCAGACUAGGUUUUUUGCCUUCUUUUGGAUCAACAGCAACAACAUAUGUGAGGAAGGCUGAACUUGAUGAACACAAGUCUCUUUUCAGCUAUGUAACUAUGUAACUAUGUAACUAAUGGUGAAACUACAAUAAUAACCGAACAUCUUUAAUUAUUUGCAGCUUGUUGAUGGCCGUGUAUCCACUGACGUUAACAUUGCAUUUCUAAGAAGCAAAAUUGGAAUUGUCUCUCAGGAGCCAGUGCUAUUUGAAGGUAGCAUUUCUGACAACAUAAAAUAUGGGGACAACUCUCGCACUAUCUCAAUGGAGGAAGUCAUUGAUGCUGCCAAGAAAGCUCACCUUCAUGAGUUUGUCAUGUCUCUGCCCGAUGUAAGUCUAGAAAAUAUUCUUCUUCUUUACAGACCCAGCUUUUCAUUACCAAGGUGUUAAUAACAUUUAAAAAUUAGAUACAUAAUUACAUAAGUAUAUUGUCUAAUUCAACACCUUUAUGGCACAGUUGACACAUGCAGACGUGAAAGCAGUCCAUUCGCUCUGGACUGAAAAUUGACAGGUAGACAUGUGCAAUUUGUUUCGGGCCGAAUAUGAAUUCGGACGAAUUUCGGGCAAUUCGGACAUUCGGGUACUUCAUGCCAGGAUUCAGCUGUAAGCAUUUGCAACACUUACAACAAUCAAGUAACAUACAUUCAUAUAAAAUGUAAGUUACUUGGCCAGUCAAUGUAAUGACAGGAAUGAAUAAGUAGAUAACUCCCUAAUUCCCACGGUAUUAGGGAGCUAUCUACUAAAAGGCUGAAAGACCUAAAUUGGUCUUUCAGCCAAAUUUACUAAUACUAAGUAAAGAUUACUUAGUAUUAGUAAAUUAUGCCCCUACUCGCUAUACCGCGAGUAGGGGCAUGUCUAUUAAACAGUGAGCAGCCUAUGGCUGACAGUGUUGGUAAUUCUCAGAAAUUUUUUGUUGAUUUUUUUCCUUUUUUUUUUUUUUGUUGGAGGUCAUCUCAUUUACCCAACCAACGAAACUCAACAGCUGCUAGUUCUCAAUAAUUGUUGAAGGAACACUCCAAACACUGUAACAACCUUCAUUAUAUAGGUCAUGGUGCAAGAAGGCCCUCGGUUCCUAACUCCUUACAUACAGUUACAUUUUUAAUUAUUUCAAUGCAAGAUUCUAUACUUCCUCAUUUAAUAAUACCAAUAAUUGCUCACUGUAUGCAUGCUGCAUUGAUAGAAAAGUCAUUACCUCCCUUGUUCCUCCCUUGUUAUCACAAAAUAGGCAAAACAUUUUUUAAAAAUUGCAAUGAGUUUCAGUUUAGUUAUUUGGCUUAAAAUGUACAGUUACAUAAAUUCUCCACUAUUACCCGUUUAGUUACUAGAACUUUUUUUUUUUUUAGCUAGAGUGAUAAUCAUAAUUAUUUUAACUUUCAGACAUUUGGUCUUACAACAUCAAUUAAUAAUAAACUACUGAACAUUUCAAUUUAAAUGUGACUCAUGGUUCAAUGUUUCAUAUAUUUUUCCUUAGAAAUAUGACACAAAUGUUGGAAUGCAAGGCUCCCAGCUCUCCCGAGGACAGAAACAACGAAUUGCUAUAGCUCGCGCAAUUGUCAGAGAUCCAAAGAUACUGCUUCUGGAUGAAGCAACGUCAGCUUUAGACACAGAAAGCGAAAAGGUUGUUAUACAAAAUUGCAUCUUUAUUUUUUAAAGAUGAAAUACCGAUUGACAAGAUCCAAAUUUCAGAUUGAAUAAUUAGCUAUAUGUAAAGAAGUGCUUGUUCAGGGAAUAUCUCUGUGAUACAGAUUGAGAAGAUUUAUCAACGUGUACUUUGAUAAAUCUCAUCCAUUAUGUUCAGCCCCAGAGUCACUUUCUUUACAAUCAUAUAAUUGACAUUAUUGCACUUUACCUACAAAUAAGGAUUUGAAUCACUAAAAACUGAAUAUUAGUUAAAUUAAAAACAAUCUGCAAAACAUAUGAUAAAGCUGUGACUAUAGCUGAGAGUGAAUUUUUUUUCAAAUCUAUUAUUUGCAACUAUAUUUUACGAUUCUGUUUCAUUGCAAUUCAAUGUUUAGUGUAUAUUAUUACUAUUGUAGUAUCUUAAUAUGAAUAGCCUUUAUAUGAAAUAUAAUGUGCUGGGAUAUGUUACCUGUGCAAUUACUGCUUUUAUUGGUUGCAGCAUGCAUUACUGCAGUAAAUGCAAUUUAGAAAAAGUAUGUAGGUUCAGGAAGGAAAACUUAAAGGAACACGCUGGUUACCAAUCAACUUUAAUGUAUUUAAUAAGUUUGACAUCAUUAAUAUGCAGGGUUUUGUUUUUUUUGCAUUUUCAAAUAUUUAUAGUUUUUGCACAAAAAAUGUUUUGCAGAAUGCUGUACUAAAGUUAAUUCUCCUUAGCCACAGCUCCUCACCCCAGAAAAACGUAUUUAUAAAAUGUAAGCUCACAGCUCAGUCCUAACACCAUUGACUGAGCUGUUCUUAAUUCACAUAGUGGCUGCAGACAGUCAGCAAACCCACAGGCAAACAGGCAGUGAUAUUCUUACUAUUUCACGCAGUGCUGUCAAUAGCUGAGCCGUGUACAUUAAUUUGGUAAGGAAGUGUUUUUCAGUAUGAGUGAGGGGCAGCUAAGGAGACAGGCUCAACAUUUUAGCAUGCAAAAAUACAGCAUAUUACUGUGGCCAAAACCAUGAGGCCAAAUGCAGUAAAACAGUAUUGGUGCUCUGAAUGUCCCUUUAAGACUUUUGUUUGGAAAAUCUAAGCUGUAUUUUAAUUAGUGUCUUGGUCAUAAAAAUUAACGGCAAUAGAGCUAGAAUUCAAAAGAUGGUGAGUGACAAAGCUUUCAUAGAUAAAGGUAAAUUUAAUGUCAGAAAUAAAAUAAAUAUAGGUAAUAACAGUCACAUCCUUAAUGCGCCUUUUUAAAGGAACGAACCUCAAAUUGAACUAUUUCUGUUGUGUUAAUAAUUAGUCUUUUGUUUCAAAUUUUGACACCAGCUAGUUUAUCAAUACCCCAGGUGGGUGAGUGUGUACUGAUCAUAUCUUCUCUCUCUCUUUUUUUUUUUAGACUGUUCAGGUGGCUUUGGAUGAGGCCAGACAAGGGCGCACCUGUAUUGCCAUAGCUCACCGUCUAUCCACCAUUCAGAACUGUGACAUAAUAGCGGUGAUGUCCCAAGGAGUCAUCAUUGAAAAGGGAUCUCAUAGUGAACUCAUGGGUUUGAAAGGAGCCUAUUAUAAACUAGUAACCACUGGAGCCCCAAUAAGUUAGAUGUGGUCCACUUAAUUUUAUUAUCAUUUUUCACCAAUAAAUAACUAUUAGUAAAUUACAAAUACACCAGUUUUACAUACUUGGAAUGAAUUAGACCACAGUAACUAUGGAACUUAUUCAAUUGUGUAUUUUGGGCAUUCCUAAACAAGGUCAGCCCCAUUUAUACCAAAUACUAGAAACUGGUUACAUUUGCAACAUGACAACAUGGGAGCCUAUACAUCUGUACUUGUAGACAAUGAUAAUAUAAAUAUAAAGUCAAGAUAUUCUGUGCAAGCAGAUAACAGCUAUACCUCUUUGAUUGUGUGACUGAACACCAACAGGGUUCUUAAUAAAUUGUCAGAAAUUUAAAUUGAAUUCAAAAUCUAUAUUACAUUUUAAAGAAACACUCUGAGCCUGCUGUAGUGGUUAUGGUGCUAGGACUUGUAUCUGCAAUAUCUUGCCUACAAUGUUACAUUUCAGUAUAGAUUUUAAACUACUAGCACAGUCGAUCUUAAAAAAAAAAAAAAAAAACUAUCCUGCAAAUUGCAUGUUUGUAUAUUGACAAUUAUUUAUUGCAUGUUUUAGUUUAAAAGUUUUUAUCUUAAUUUUUGUGUCUGUCAUAUCUAUUUUUGUUUUUAAUAGCCAGUGUUUAAUCACCAUUAAGAAACAGAAUUAUAAUGAUGUUAUAAACACAGUUCAGCACUUCUCUUGUUAAUGUGUAUUGUGUAUAGCAUAUCAGCUCAUACUCAUUUUCCUUUUUCAAAUGUGGGUUAAAGUAUUGGUAAUGUG